GGCGUGGCGUGGGCAGCACACGUGUGUGCGGGGCCCAUGAUGGCGGCGGUGCCCAGCGACCUCUUCCCGCUGGUGCUCGGCUUCCUCAGGCAGAACCGCUUCGAGGCGGCCGCCAGAGCCUUCGCCAGGGAGGCGGCGGCGAAGGAGCAGGACCCCAAUGCUGCCUCGCUGCUGGAGAUCUACAGCUACUGGCUGAGGUCCCCGGGGGCCCAGAAGAGAAAGCUGGUGGCCAAUGGCUCCCAGGUGAAGAGGAAGCCCCCCCCCAGCAGUGAGAGCAGCUCCAGUGAGGAGGAGGAUGAGGAGGAUGAGACCCCCCCAGCCAAGAAGCCAGCUAAAGCAGCAGCUGUGCCCAGGACAAAAGCAGCAGCUCCUGCAGCCAGGAAGGCAGAAAGCAGCAGUGAGGACUCCAGUGAUGAAUCAGACUCGGAGGAGGAGAAGCAGCCAGCAAAGAAAGGUGCAAAACCUGUGGUGAAGGCAGCUGGAACCAAACUCCAGCCCCAGAAGAAAGCAGAGAGUUCCAGCUCCAGCAGCUCAGAUGAGGAAACACCAAAGAAACAGCCCCCAAAAGCAGCAGCAGCAGCAGCAGCAGCAGCACCUAAACUGGGGGGUAAAGCUGCCCAGGUACCCACCAAGGUGCUGAAUGGGAAAGCAGCAAGCAGCAGCAGCAGCAGUGAAGAUUCUGAGGAGGAAAAGGCUGCACCAAAGAAGGCUGUUCCCAAGAAAUCACCUCUGCCAAAACCUGCAGCCACUCGGCCAUGUCCAGGGAAAAACAAACGUGCCAAGGAGAGUUCCAGCAGUGAGGACUCAUCUGACAGCUCAGAAGAUGAAAAGCCACCUGCAAAACAGAAGCCCAAGCCUGGGCUGUACAGUGCUGUGCCUCCACCUCCAGCUCCCCAGGCAAGGAAGGGCCCUGCCAAGGCUCCUGCAAAGAAAUCUGAGAGCAGUGACUCCUCAGACAGCAGUGAUGAGGAAGAGCAGGUGACCCCCAAGGCAGGAGCAGGCAAAAAAGUAGUGGCUAAAACAACCCCUGUCCCCAAAACCAAAGCUGUGACUACCAAGAAGGCUGAAUCCAGCUCUGACAGUGACUCAGAUUCCAGCUCUGAAGAUGAUAAGAAGGGAGGGAGUAAGCUCCCAGCUAAACAACCCGUGGUAAAGAAUACACCCAAACUGCCAGCAAAAGCAGCUGCCAGGCCUCAGCAAGCAAAGAGAGACUCCAGCUCAUCCUCAGACAGCUCAGAUUCUGAUAGUGAGGAGAAGGCCCCUGUGAAGCCCCCAGCUAAAGCAGCAACCCCUGCAGCAAAGAAGGCACAGAGUGCCCCAAAGAAAGCCCAGAGCAGCUCUGAUUCAGACAGCAGCUCCAGCAGCUCUGAGGAGGAUGAUAAGAAGGCCAAGAAAGGCAUUCCAGCUAAAUCAGCUGGCAAAGUGGCCAAGCCUGUGUCCAAACCUUCUACCCCAGCUCCCAAAGCAGACACCUCUGACUCUGAUAGCUCCAGCAGUGAAGAAGAAAAGAAGCCAGCAGUGAAACCAGACAGCAGAUCUCUGGGGGCAGCAAAGGCAGCUGUGGGGAAGAAGGCAGCUGCUUCCAGUAGCAGCUCAUCUGAUAGCUCCAGUGAAGAGGAGAAGCCCAAAAAGGCAGGGAAAGGGGCACAGAACAGCUCUAAGACCAAUGGCUCCACAGAGAAGGCAAAAGCAGCCCCAGCAGCAGUGAACAACCUGAAGGCCAAGCCAGCUGGGGGCAGCAGCAGCAGCAGCAGUGAGAGCAGCUCUGAAGAAGAGACAGGGAAAGCCAAUGGAGGCACAGUUGGGAAGACACAGAAAAGGAAAGAUGUUCAGGAGCCAGAGACACCACACAGUAAAAAGGCAAAGUUCAAAGCCAAAACUCCACACACAGUUCCUAAGGUGAAACAGCCAGCCGCUCCCUUCCGCAGGGUCAGGGAAGAAGAGAUUGAGGUGGAUGCCCGUGUUGCUGAUAACUCCUUUGAAGCAAAGAAAGGAGCAGCUGGUGACUGGGGUGAGAAGGCCAACAACAUCCUGAAGUUCACUAAGGGCAAAUCCUUCCGCCACGAGAAGACCAAGAAGAAACGUGGCAGCUACCGUGGGGGCACCAUAUCCACCCAAGUCAACUCUGUCAAGUUUGAGAGUGACUGAGAAUGAUGUCUCCUUGGGAAUCCAUAAACCAUCUGCUCACCAGGAUGGCUUGGAUGGGCAUGUGGAGCCUGCCUGGAAUGCUGCCUCCCCUCCCCUGUGGUGGGGCAAGCAGCUCCAGCGUGGGUGUGUGGGAGAGUGGUUGGAUGUCCCCCCUUUUGUUUCUAAUUUGGGUUUAGGCCCCUGAUUUGGAACCGUCCUUGAGCUGAUGGUGUUGUCACCUCUAGGCUGACCUCUGAGACUUAAAUUUUUCUACAGUCUUAUUUUAAAAGGCUGGCAGUGAUAUUUUUUUUAAUUUUUUUUUAUUAUUAUUAUUUUUGUUUCUCGCCCAUCUGGUAGAAGAAAAAAGUGGGAGGUUAAACUAAUUUUCCUGUAUUUCUCUAUUUCAGCUAGGUUAACUCCACCUGUGAAAUGGCAAGUAUUGUAACUUGCCCUUGGCUAGUCACUGUAAGAGAAACACUGAUUUGAACCCUCUGGAUGUAACCCCUACCCCCACCUGACAUUUCAAGUUCACAGUUGCAGUGUGACAGGGUUCCUCUUUUUUGUUUCCUUGUUUUAUGGUUUCACUUUGCAAUAAAUUCCUACCUUCCCACCUUCCUUCCACUCCUCCUGAGGCCACUAACCAGAGUCUAAAUCUCCCUUAGUUGAAUAACUUCAAACCCUUGCAUCUGGGAGUGGAGAUGUGCAGAAACUCUUGGCUGCAUGGGGAUUGUGCUCUUUGGCUCAGUGGGAAUGGGUGAGGAGGCAGUGGAGACAAAACCCCCCUCCCCUUUUCUACCCAGCUCUGCUUUUUGCUGUGCUUUUGUCGACUCCAGUGUGGCUUCACUCCUUGUUCUCUCUUGAACAUAAAUUCUGCCAGCUUAGGCUCCCUCCCAGCAGUGUGCCCUGCAGCUUGCUAGGAGUCAAGAUGAAUGUAUCAUUGAUGCCUUAAAUGUCUUUCCUGGGUUGGAUCACUUGCUCUCUGAGCUCUUCUCCAUCUGCUAAAUCCUUACCAAGAAGUAAAAUGCCAGUUUCCCCAUGGCACUGCCUCAGAUCAAGCCUGGUGCUGUUAAGGUUUGAAGUUUUGUGUCUUGUUAUGGGGAGCCUCAAACAAUUUGCAGCCAAAACUUCAGAUAUCUGGAGCAACUGAGAUAUUCCAGAGGCUUACUGCUGGUGGGGGGAGGACAGGACACACUUUCCCUCCAGUUCUGAGAGUGCCUCCUCAUUUCUGGUGCAACUUGAAUCUGGUAGAAAAUGGUUCUCCCCCUCCCCUGCAUUCCUCCCCUGUGAGGUGGGCUCUUUGUUUCUGGAGCCACUGGCUGUGGGAACUGAACAGCAGCUGUGCAGGUUUGGGAACUGGGCAGUGGGCUGGGGGAACUGCUCACCCCACCUCCUAAAAACUUGCCAGCCCCUGAGAGAGGUUCUGUGCAGCCUGGUUUCCAUGUUUCCUUCUGGGAAGCUGCAUUGGUGUGCAGAGCUGUGUCACCUAAUUGAGGGUUGGGUGAGCCACCCCCAUACACAGCAGCUGCAACCUGUCCCAGGGAGCAGUUUUCAGGACUUCUCUGGCUUGCACAAUCUCUGGUGCCUGAAUUCCAGGCUGCACUGUGGAGGGGCCCAGGAGACCACACUCACUGUGAGGCAUUGAAGGUGAGAGGCCCAAGGAAGGUGUGAAGAGAGAGUUUGAACAUCAUCUUGCUCGUGCUUUGUCAUUUGCCCUCUUUCUUCUGUCUACCAGGACCUUAAUUUUUAAAAAGCUUUUCUAUUUUGGGGGUAUUUUAAGUGUGUGAGCUGUAACAGGCUGGAAAAUAAAGAUUGCUGCCUUUGUAA
Messenger RNA from Calypte anna (Anna's hummingbird), 3951 nucleotides. It is a transcript of the gene NOLC1, whose product is annotated as nucleolar and coiled-body phosphoprotein 1. Gene Ontology annotation, cellular component: nucleolus; nucleoplasm. Bases 37 to 2148 code for a protein of 703 amino acids. Lineage: Eukaryota; Metazoa; Chordata; Aves; Apodiformes; Trochilidae. The record is from RefSeq and is a predicted model, not a curated record. The transcript has 14 exons. Gene Ontology annotation, molecular function: protein binding.